GGAAAGAGAACGUCUACAACAAAGGUGACAUCACUGGAUGUAGGAGGAUGAAGAUCCCACUUGUGCUGUUUGUGGUAAUCAUUGGAUGUUGUGCCAAAGAAAAUUUGCAUGGCACGUCUUUCCUGUUUUCUAGUAGUCCCAUAGCAAAAGUGGUUUUGAAACCCACCAUCUCCGAACCUUUGAGAAAUAUUACCAUCUGUCUGCAGUCCUACACGGACUUCAUCCAUAAAGACUCACUCUUCAAACUGGAGACUAAAAAUUCCUAUCCAUUCCAUCUCUUCCAAAUCUCAGACUAUUACUACAUUAGAAUAGACCGAGAUCAAGUUUACUUCAAGACCAGCAAAGAGAGCAUGGAGUGGAGACUCAUCUGUGUUUCUUGGGAGUCCAGCACUGGAGUCAUCCAUUUUGUUGUCAAUGGGAAACUCUUUCCAAGGAAGGUCUUAAAGCCGGGUUUCAUCAUAGACUCAGAGGUUACCGCGAUCCUUGGGCAUAAUAUUGGCUUUUCUGAUAUUCGUCUUGGUAUGGCUGAACCUUCUUAUGUAGGUGAAAUUAGAAAAGUUAACAUGUGGGAUCAGGCUCUCCACCCCAGUGAGAUGCAAUCAAUGUAUUUUAAUAAUUGUUAUAACUGUAAUGGAAGUGUCAUUAGCUGGGAGUCUGUGGACUAUGAGAUUUAUGGAGAUGUCCUCUUGUAUAAGCCAUCGAAAAAACCUUAGUGGAUGUAACUAAACUGUUGAGAAAAUCUAUAGCUGAUCAAAAUUCUAGGGAUGCUAUUUUGUAAGUGUGUCUGUG
Messenger RNA from Bufo gargarizans (Asiatic toad), 789 nucleotides. Its product is annotated as C-reactive protein-like. The transcript is spliced from 3 exons. Lineage: Eukaryota; Metazoa; Chordata; Amphibia; Anura; Bufonidae. The record is from RefSeq and is a predicted model, not a curated record. Bases 48 to 713 code for a protein of 221 amino acids.